CAUUUAGAAGUUUUUGUUUCAUUCAAUUUUAAUUGUAUCUUAACCCCAGGAUUAAAAAAUAAAAUUUUAAUGCUAUGUAAAUUAUAAAUGUCAUUUUCCAUAAAAAGCAUAUAUAAUAAUGCUCUGAAAAAACACGUUUAAGCUGCUGAACGUUUGUAAAUUAUAGCGAAGUAUAUACUUAAAAGAAAGCAUGGCUGAUGAAAGUGGAAUCCCUUCUGGACUUGAACAGUAUCUUCCACCUGUAUAUUGUAGCUCAGAUAAAUGUACAGAAGACAACAUCCCAUUUGAAAGUUCCUUUCCAGUUGAGGCACCAAAUGAUUCGUGUGCAUAUUCCUUUUGCUCUAAAGAAAAUAUACACCAGUCUUUAUCAUUUCUAGCCCGUGAACUUUCUAAUAUUGGUUUCCCAACAAUAAAAAUCAAUGGAUCUUCAAAGUUUGACAUCAUUCAGCUAGUUAAUGCUACUUAUGAUCUCCUUCAGCUGAACAAGCAGAAUAUAAAAUUAAGAGAUGAUCUGGAGUAUAGACAUUUGAGAACAUCGAGUGACCUUGAUCAAGUUCAUAACUCCCAGAACCGCCUCAGAGAAGAGUUGGAACAGAAUAAAAGAACUGUUUCUUUUUGCCAAGAAAAAGAGAGGCAGUUAUUAAUAAAGAAUAAAGAUUUACAGAUCAAGCUGAAGGCUGAAAAAGAUGAAGUGAAGAGAUUAACAUCUAUAAUUCAACAAAAACAUGCCCAGUACCAUCAUGAUCUCAGGAAGAAAGAAAGAGAAAUUAAUCAGUUAAAGGAACGACUUCACCAGUCUUUUAAUGAUAAAGGUUUGGAAAAAAGACUAGGAAUAGACAUUAUUAAUCAAUUGCCAAGAAAAGAUGGAAGGAGAGGCCAAUGGAAAACAGAAUUAAAAACCAAUCUACAGGAAGAACAACUUCAGCAGGUAGUUUUGGCAAAUUAUGAAUCUAGAUACCAGGAACUCAUGGAAGAAAAUGCUAAGCUCCGUGAUUCUCUCUGCUAUCUUCAAGAUCAAUUGCAGGCAUUACUGGAUCAACCUUUAGAGUGUGAAGAAAAUCAUAAUGGAGUGAAAAAAGAAGAAGAAGAUUUCUCAGAAGUAAAGUUACAUUGCUCCAGUGCAACAUCCAGAAAUAUACUACCCAGUCCCCACUUCCAGAUGCCAUACAAUAUUGUUUGUAGCAAGAUUGAGGAAAUAAUCAGCACUAAGUGUGAAAAGAUAAAAGAGCUCCUCAAAGAAAAGAAUAACAAUUUUGCAAUGAAGGAAGCUACUCAAGAAGAGAAAAACCUAAAUUCAGAAAUCCAAGCUUUGAGAGAGAAGAUAAAGAAGUGUGAACAAAUCAUUGAUCAGCAGGAACAGUUGUUGCAAGUAAAUGUGAAUGCUGAAGAAACUCAAAGUCACAAACUGAAAGGUGGACAUAUAUUAGACGAAGAGGAGAGAUUCUUAGAGGAAAAAAAUUUUUUCAUGGAACAGAAAAGACACUUUGAUGAGGAGAGAGAAGUUUUUACAGAAGCUGUAAUUCGUCUUGGUCGAGAAAGACAAGCUUUUCAACUGGAAAAAGCUGAGUUCAUGAAAACCCAGUUCCUGGCUUUGAAGACUCCUUCUAGAGCUGAGUCUCAACUGAACCCUGGUACACCUUUAUUUACCUCUCCUGAUGGAAGAGUUCACCCACUUCCAUCUACUCCAGAACUCUACCAUAUGUUGUCCAUCACUCCUCUCUCAGGAACAAGGGUAAGGAGGAAAAAAAACAGAGGUAAGAAAGGUGAAGACAGUUCCAAUAAUGAAAUAUCUUGGCCACUUCUCAAAAGAGAAAAUCUGCAGAAUGAUAAUCUUUCACUGGGGAGUGACCAGAGCCACGAGGAAUCGACUUCAAAUUACAGAAAGUUAUCUAUUGACCAACAUAUUGAUGGUUUGAAAAUGGCAAUGUUUCAGUGUAAGAGUAAAUCAGAAGUUUUAGCUAGUGAAUAGAUAAUCAGUAAUUUAUUGAAAAACUACAAUAAAAAAAUUAAAAUUUUGAGUUUAUAUUGAAUAUAUUUUGACUUCAACACACAACUGCCAUUUACUAAGAAACAUUAACUUUUUUUCUGUUUCUCAGGUUAAUGUUAAGAAUGUAUCCCGCACCCCAUUGCUCAAGUGUUAUAUUAUAGCCCAAUUUUCAAUUAAAAUUAUCUCAUUUUUUUCUAACAAUAAAGAAUAAUUAACACAGUAUUUGUUAUUUUUCACAUUAUGUGAAAUAGAUGCAUCAAAAUUUUGUUAUCAACUUUACAGUUACAAAAAUAAUUCAGCUUUCAUUAACUAAUUUGUAAAAAAAUUAUCCUUUUAUUAUGGAAGGUUUAAAACUAUCAUGUCAUCUAUUGUGUGUAUAUAUAUGUGCAUUUCUUUAAUCUUGUGAUUAAAAGUACUGGUUUAAUAUGUGAUAGUGUAUUAAGUGAUCGUCACUACUCCAUUCAGGAGUUCUAGUGUUUCAAUAAAUAUAUAUACGAGGAGUUAAUACUACUAAUUUAUAUAAAUUUUGCAUUUCAUAGUUGUAAAUUGAAUUGGAAACCCAUAACAGUUUGUACAGUAAUAUGUAGAAGCCUAGUCUAAGGAAAUGUAUAGUAUUAAAAGAUAAUUGUUUAUCAUACAGCCAAUUAUUGAAAGUACAGGUUUUAGCAUACUUCUUACAAACACGUUAUUGGUCUGUAUUUUUCACAUUAAAAUUGUUGCUUACCACCAGUAACCAAUUUUUUAAGAUUAACUUUAUCCACACACAUUGUUUUUGUAAACUUACCGAGUCAGUCAGUCAUAUGAAUACAUUUUGAGUACUGAAAGUAGAUAUACAAAAUAUCUUUUCUUGGCAUUAUAAUAGGUAAUAGGAUUUUGUUAGUGUGGCUUUUGAGGUUUUAUGGAAGAAAAAAUUUUUUUUUGUUUUUAGUGGUUAAAUUAUACAAUAUCUGAUGAUUUACAUUAAAUCAUUUUUAUGAAUUAUAAAUAAUUGUAUACGAAGUUGUUUGUUAUCCAACUUUAAUACGUUAAUUGAAAGCAAAAAACAUUUUGUUCUUUACAUCAUUAGAGAAUUAUCAGUUCAAAAGUAUUUAUGGUAAUUAGUAUGUUAAAUGCCUUAUCUGCAAUUUGUAAAAAUAUAUUUACUCAUUUUUUCAGUGCCUUUAGUGGGAGUUAUUUGUGAGAACCUGUCAAAAUUUUAUGCAGCAGGCUAUUAGCUCAAGUUAUAUGUAAACAAUGUCUUCCAUUAUCAGCGUUUGUGAUAAAAGUGGCUUAUUGAGUCAUGAAUUUUCAGUUUUCUUGUAAGUUGUAUGCUUUAAAUUUUAAAAAAGCAUCUCGGCUUCAAAUUUCCAAAUUUUCACGUUGCAUGUUAUUCACCCAUUCUGCAUGUCUGUAUAACCAAACUAUCUUUGUUUGAAUUCUCAAAAAAAUUGAAACAAUUAUAAAAGUUAUAAUUUUUCAAAAAUCUGAAAUGCUUUAUAGAUAUCAACAAGAGCAAAUGUUGCACUUGGCAAGCCAAAACUAACCAUAAAAGAUGCACCUUUAUUAUAUCAAAUUAUAUACAAGGUGAUUAUUCUCAAACGGAUCAUUUAAUAUCCUUUCCUGCUGAAGUUAAUUAAGAAUAUACCCUUAGCAUUUGUGGGUAAUAUUUUACAUAUUAGUAAGUCAUUAUUGGAAGAAGUCAUUUUUACAAUUACAUGACUUGUUUCGAUAGUGCUGGAACUUGGCUAUCAGCUGUUGAAGUUCAAGUGGUAGGUGAAAUCACUGUUGUAAUUUCAAGAAUUAUUCAACAUCACCCAGUCUAAAAUUUGCGAUUGGUUUGUUGAAUUGAUGUGCAAAAAGUCAGAUACUUGAUUGUCCAAAAGUAUUUGAAAAUAUUUUUAUUACUUUCAUGAUUCAUUACAUAUGGUUCCAAAAUUUUUUGUAUUAAGUGCCUUUUUUUGUAUUAUGAUUUGAAAGAAAUAUAUAGAUUAGUAUGUACAAGGAUAACCUAUGAUGUAUAUUUUAGAAAUUGCAUAUCAUUGUAAAAUUAAGCAGCAACUUAAAUUUUACCAUUUUGUUGGGCGUUAUCCAGUUUUUAUUUAUUUCAUACUGAAGUGGGUUUAAUUUAAAUGUUAUAUUUUAUUUGUUUGAAUCGGUUUGUGGUUACGUUUUGAUAUACUGUAAUUAACAGUGAAAUCAUAUGGAAAUAAAAACAUUUUUAAUCUUA
Messenger RNA from Limulus polyphemus (Atlantic horseshoe crab), 4193 nucleotides. Its product is annotated as afadin- and alpha-actinin-binding protein A-like. NCBI's taxonomy places the organism in Eukaryota, Metazoa, Arthropoda, Merostomata, Xiphosura, Limulidae. The transcript is spliced from 12 exons. The record is from RefSeq and is a predicted model, not a curated record. Bases 191 to 1969 code for a protein of 592 amino acids.